Messenger RNA from Aphanomyces astaci, 2741 nucleotides. RefSeq lists its product as hypothetical. NCBI's taxonomy places the organism in Eukaryota, Oomycota, Saprolegniomycetes, Saprolegniales, Verrucalvaceae. The coding region runs from base 374 to 2365 and encodes 663 amino acids. The transcript is spliced from 5 exons. The record is from RefSeq and is a predicted model, not a curated record.
UUCAGAUACAAUCUAUCUGCUGUGCAGAGAGCAGCGCAGCAGACAGACGACAAUUCAGAAGCAUGAGUCUCAUGACGAGCAUGUGGACGCAGACGUUGGCGCAAGCGUCGCGGGUGGAGGAGCGCAACCACUUCCUCUUCACGCCGCAUGUGGAGAAUGACAUCAAGAACGUCGUCAAGAAGAACAUGGCGCAUCAAUCCCGCGAUUUGUCGGGUUGGGACUUUGAGAAGAAGGUGAGCGUGCUAGCGGAGCUCCAAGAUAUGGUCGAAGCGCCGUGCUUCAAGUACGUGGACUGGGGGGGCGCAAUUUCUACGAAGGCCAAGGGAAUCUCGUUGUUACCGCUCGUGCUCGGCCAGGAAGCCCUUUUGGAUCUAUGGGCGUACAUCAUGGAAUUUUGCGACGUUGUGCCCGUGCGCACGGGUGCACGCGGUCUGUUCCUUCGCCUGGCCGGCUGCAUUUGCCGGCGCCACGAGUUUGUGAACGACGUCGAGAUGCUCGGCAUGCCGUUGAAGAUGGACACCACCAGUACGUUUCCUUGUUCUCCCGUGUCGAUGUCGUCAUAUGCGUGCGAAUGAUGGUAGUCGAAGCGCGGUACUAUAGUCUCCUCGAGCAGAGCCUCCAGUACUGCGCCACCAAGUUGGCGAAAAGCCGCAUUCUCACGCAAGACCACGCGUACUUUGCAUCGCACAUAUACACAGCGGCCUUUUACCGGUGCUCGUCCGUCGCGGCUCCGUUGAUCUUGCAUGUCAUCGAGGCCUACUCGACCCAACUCGAAGACGCCCACACAUCGACCAAAGGAACGAAUCAUGCAGGAUUAUCAUCGUCUAGUCCUGGGGCGAUUCAUGCAUGCUGGCUGGUUCAAAGCGACCCAUCAAAAGAGUUGUCGUCCGCCGCCGCGGUCCCAACAUCGUCGAAAGAGCCGUCGCUCGAGGACGAGGCUCACACAGCAGCAGAAGCCCCCGAGCCAGAAGACCACCCGCCCACCCCCCACGACCAGCCCCCCCAUCUCUCCGAUUCCUUGACAUCAUCAUCCGCCUUGCCCUUGAUCGAACGACGAGAUGCAGUGAUAGCGCACUUUCGGCAGUUCAAAGCCGCCGCCUCCAUCGCCCUCGGCCUCGACAAUAACUCGACCCUCACAAGCAACUUCAACUCGAACAACUACAUCCAGCGGCCAUCGAUUCUUCCAGUGCAGGCCACUCCAUUCGCCACGCUGGACCUGGUCUUUCAACACGGGUUGCGGUCGUCCAGUGACGACGACGAUGUGGCGUUCCUUGGGUCAUGUCCGCAGCUGUACGUGGACGCGCCGCUGCUCCAUGCGGAAGUGGUCCGCACGGCACUUGGGCCUUUCUUAGACCGGCUCAAGACGCCGUCGCGCGACUCGGUAAACCUGGUCCUCGCGUUCAUCUCGACGUUUAUCGAGGACUCGUCGGCGUUUCUCAGCAACGACCGCGCGACGACGGUGCUGCCUUGGCAUGUCGUGCCGGGGUACUUUGUAUGCGUCCGCGCGUUCGUGGGCGUGUUCCGGAAGGUCUGUCUGCGCCGCAAAAGCCGCCGCCAUGUCAUCACGAAAGGCGCCGACGUCGUGCUCAAUCCAUGGUUUCCAUAUUGGACCUCCGCCGAGCUCGAGCCAGUGUACGACGGCCUCGGGGAUGUCCUUGCCCACGGCGGCGGCGCGCUGCUCAACGUGUUUGUCCAGGUGAUCUUGGAAAACACAAACAUGUACGACCCGCAGAGUGUCGACUAUGCGUUCAACGUACUUCAAAAUGUGUUCGAGACGGCGGCGGCAUCGACCCAUGACCGUCCGCGUCCGUCGGGCGACCACCCGCCGCCGCCGCCUCCCCGCGGGACGUUGCCCAUGGAGCUCGACCUCGAGUACUUCCUCUUGGCAUUACGCCAAGCGCUCACGUCUUCGCACUUUCAAAUUCUGCUCAAAGUGCUCGCGUUUGUGUAUGCCACGGCAGGUACAGUACAAUCUCGCACUCGAUCAUCGCAUGAUCCUUUUGUAUAUCUUCAUCUCUGGUCGUCGUGUUUGCAGACUUGUUCGAGUCGAAGCGCCGCCAAAAGCUGCUGGCAGGGGUCAUGCUCCAUGAGCAUUUCUUUCCCCUCUUCUUGCACUGGAACGAAGAGGUGCGCCGCAUGUUUGGACAUCUCGUCGUGCACAAGCUGUUUCUGUCGUCGCGGCUCGACCUGCCCCUUGUGUCGGACCGCGUGCUUCUCGCGUCUAGCCCGUUCUUCCGGCCGCAGCACGAACCAGCGCCCCAUGUGCUGCAAGGCCUGGCGUCGUACUUUGCGCCGCCGCCGUCGGUUAAGAAACUGUCGGCGCAAGCGGUCGCCGAAGACCACAAUGCCGCGCUCGAGCGGCUGAUUGUGUGGGACACCACCGCCGCCCCCCGCCAGUCCAACCAAAAGCAAAAGCAAGAGCGGCUCUUCCGAGACAGCCUCUCCAACGACGACCUCAUGCUGGAUCUGUCGGUGACGAGCAAGCUGGACGCGAUGCUGAAAAUGAUUGCCGAGCAAGUGCAAUCCCACGGCGGCGACGAUGACACGACGGCCGUGUACUUUCCGCGGCACCUCCAAGUGUACGCGCACAAGGCGCUGAGUCAGUACGUUGGCUUGCUCUGGAUGUACUACAAGGUCGCGUUCGACGACUUGUCCGUCGCUCCGUCGGCCCCGACGUUGGAGUUCAACGUCCAGAACUUCUUUAGCAGCGACUAAUAUACAGUGUGAUCCAUCAUUCCGAG